GUUGCUCGGUAUCCUUGAAACAAAACUUCCACAUUGGUCUGAAGGUUUGUUCCCGCGAAGGUAUUUGUCAUAAAUGCAUCCAAUGUUUAAGACAACUUGGCUAUGGGCAUCAAAGAACCUUCCACGCAGGCUUCUCUGCAAGUCCCACUCAUGGUGGCGUCGUUUCGCAAUGUUUGCCUUGCUAAUUUCUUGAUUCAGGGGUUUACAUUGAUGGAAAUCCUCCUUUUCUUUCUCUAUGUCCUUUGUGGUAACAGCCCUAGGCUUUUCGACAAGGAUCGCUUACCUCUUGCGGGAAACCAAGUUCGAUAGUAGUCUGCAAUCCCGGGC
Aspergillus pseudotamarii is the source of this 327-nucleotide messenger RNA. RefSeq lists its product as uncharacterized. The record is from RefSeq and is a predicted model, not a curated record. The transcript has a single exon. The coding region runs from base 103 to 309 and encodes 68 amino acids. NCBI's taxonomy places the organism in Eukaryota, Fungi, Ascomycota, Eurotiomycetes, Eurotiales, Aspergillaceae.